Apodemus sylvaticus (European woodmouse) is the source of this 1072-nucleotide messenger RNA. RefSeq names its product chromosome 15 C22orf39 homolog (gene C15H22orf39). The coding region runs from base 32 to 361 and encodes 109 amino acids. The transcript has 3 exons. NCBI's taxonomy places the organism in Eukaryota, Metazoa, Chordata, Mammalia, Rodentia, Muridae. The record is from RefSeq and is a predicted model, not a curated record.
GAGCUCAUUGGUUCAUGUCUCUGUCAGUCACAUGGGCCCGGACAUGGCGGUCGCAGGCAGCUGGCAGCCUCCCCGGCCGUGCGAGGUCUACCGCGCCGAGUGGGAGCUCUGCCGCAGCGCCGGGCACGUCCUACACCACUACUACGUCCACGGCGAGCGGCCGGAUUGCAGGCAGUGGCUGCGCGACUUGACUAGCUGCCGCGAGUGGGAGGAGAGCCGCAGCGCAGAGGCCCAGCGAUCCCUCUGUGAGAGCGAGCAGGCUCGGGUCCAGGCCGCUCAGAAGCACACCCUGGUAUGGGCCUUGAGGCAGAGGCCCCCUGCAGACUGGAACCUCCCUCUACCACAGGAGAAGGACAAGUGACAAGCAACUGCAACCCUGCCCUUGACACCCAGACUUUGGCUCUUACUUGACCUGGGACACAGAGCUAGGCAUUUCCAGCUCUAACCGCCUACUGACAACUGGAUCCGGGCCUCUCAUCACUGUGAUUCUCUGACAUCUCAGACAUCUGUGGCCACAUGCGGGAAGUCGAGCACUGAGGCAGGUGUCUGUGAGCAGUCGGGCGGAUGCAGCCUGUCCAUGCCACCUCCCCUGAGCACAUCCACACCAGAGGUGGCAGUCCUGAGGUAUGAAAAUCUCAAGUACACAGUGGCAGCCCUGACCUAUGUGGAUCCGGGGCACAGUGGUCAGAAUAAGGUUGCCGGACUACAUUCUUCUGACUGAGUGACCCUCCUUGGCCAUGAGAUAUGGACUGCAAUGUCUUGUUUAGUGAUUAUUAUGUUAUGCAACUACCGAGUUCAUACUUGCUCAGCUUCCCUGGAGACACAGGAGACUGCACCAGCACCUUUCCUGGUUUUGCAGACUUUAAAACAGAGAGAAAUACACACAGCAUUGUAGGAACCAAGGAGUCUGGAAUCAAGAAAUCCAAGCCCCAAGGCAGAGACAGAGUUCAGGUCCAAGGAAUAUGGGAUUUAGGCCUCUUGAUUUCUCCCCAUUGUUAAUGUAUUUUUAAAAAGCUGUUUCAUAUGUUUGAUUCCAAAAGCAAUCUGAAAAUUAAAGCCAUGUUACACUUUG